Molecule: messenger RNA, 4198 nt
Organism: Scophthalmus maximus (turbot)
Lineage: Eukaryota; Metazoa; Chordata; Actinopteri; Pleuronectiformes; Scophthalmidae
Gene: opn7a
Product: opsin 7, group member a
Exons: 6
Coding region: 534-1901 (455 amino acids)
Biological process (GO): G protein-coupled receptor signaling pathway; visual perception
Cellular component (GO): membrane
Molecular function (GO): G protein-coupled receptor activity
Source: RefSeq, a predicted model, not a curated record
UAAAAAAAUAAAAUACACGUGUUUAUGGGUUGAUGAUUGACAGGGCAGCACAGGGUCCAUAAGGUACACAUCAACUUCAGUCUACUAUCUUCUGACAAAUCUUUACACAUUUGCAGAUUAGGUGGAGUGAAACAUCAAGCCAGGGGGCAGCGCAACAGACGGACACCUGUAAAGAUGGUGCUGCAUCAAACAGGGUUACCUCUGGUUUUCACUCUUAAAUACAUUUCAAACUCUCAAACGAUAAAAACUUUGGUUUUUACUAUACUAUAAGAGAGCAACAGUGAUGGUUUGUAUACUGCCACCUGAUAUAAUUUGGUAGUUCAAGUUCAAAGCUCAUUACAAGACUGUGUUUAAUUUGCCCCUGUCAUGUUAACUUAGACUUUCUCAUACUUCAUCCUUUUUUUUAAGGGCUGUUGUAACAUUAAACAUGUGCUGUUUGCCAAUCAAAGAUCAAAUGCAAAAACUUCAUCGCUCCAAAGAUAUUCACCCAUUUAUUUUCAUGUCUUUUUUUUUAUGUCAAUUGAAGAGAUGAGAUGACCUUCAAACCCCACAAGAUGGGGCUGUUAGAGGAUGACAUUGCAUUCCAAUCCAAAAUACCUGUGCCACUGGAUAUAGCAGUGGCUGUGGUCUACUUUCUCUUUGGAGUGUGUUCACUGUUUGGAAACAGCGCACUGCUGUACGUGUCCUACAAGAAGAAGCACCUCCUGAAACCCGCCGAGUACUUCAUCAUCAACCUAGCUGUCAGUGACUUGGGCCUAACGCUGUCCCUUUACCCCAUGGCGAUAACUUCAAGCUUCUACCACAGGUGGUUGUAUGGGAAAACGGUGUGCUCCCUGUACGCUUUUUGUGGCAUGUUGUUUGGUAUCUGCAGCCUGACCACUCUAACCCUGCUAGGCAUCGUGUGCUUUGUGAAAGUAUGUUACCCAAUCUAUGGAAACAGGUUUAAUUCUGUUCACGGCCAUCUGCUGAUUGCCUGUGCUUGGGUCUAUGCCCUGUUAUUUGCUUGCUCCCCGCUCGCCCACUGGGGGGAAUAUGGACCAGAACCUUAUGGCACCGCUUGUUGCAUUGACUGGGGCCUGUCCAAUCAGCACACCACGGCACGCUCCUUCACUGUGGCGCUGUUCGUCUUCUGCUACAUCCUCCCGUGCUGCGUUAUCGUGGCCUCCUACACGGGCAUUCUGGUCACAGUGCACGCGUCCCGCAAGACCAUGGAGCAACAUGCGUCGAGGCAGACACACAUGAGCAGCAUCCAGACAAUUAUUGUUAAGCUGAGUGUUGCCGUCUGCGUCGGCUUCUUUGCGGCAUGGAGCCCAUAUGCUGUAGUCUCCAUGUGGGCUGCUUUUGGACACAUUGAGGACAUCCCUCCUCUGGCAUUUGCCAUGCCAGCUAUGUUCGCCAAGUCCUCCACCAUCUACAACCCGAUCAUCUACCUAAUGCUGAGACCGAACUUCCGCAGGAUGAUGCGCAGGGACGUGGGAACUCUAUGCCACGCCUGUCUGACAAGCUGCCUCUGCUCCCAGGGUGCUACAAAGUGCUGCUCCAAGCCAAAGAUCAGGGUGAGACUUCACACAGUUCACAGGCAGACCAACCAAUGCCCUUCGUCCGACUCCGCUGCUCAACCUCCAAUGGUGUCGUUGAAGAAGAGCAAGUGUGUCAAGUGCACGGAUGCUUUCGACUGCUUCAGACACUACCCGCAAAUGUGUGGCGUCACUAACCCAGCCGCUGAUGGCGACUCAUCGAAGGAUCAAGACACACCGGUUCCCCAAACACAUAAGCAGAAGACUGUGAGCCACAGGAAGUCUCUGCUGGCUACCAUGUGUGCAAAAAGGACUUCGGAAAUAGACAACCUCCAUAUUAAUUUGGAGAUGGUCCCAGGGCAUGCAAAAGUGGCCUGGCCCUGAUAUUGCUCUCAAUUUACAAUGAUUACAGAAUAUCUUGGGACAUAAUUGCAGGGUUGUUUUUUUAACUUUCAUUUCAGGAAAUGUUGUUUAGGAAUGUGUAAUACGCUCCCAAAGUGUUUGGGCAGCAGGCCUAUAACUUAUUUUCUUGGCCACUAUGCAUUAAUGACUAUGAUAUGAUAGAGCGGCUUUGAGGGAAAAUGCAGACAACUUUAAUUAGAAAGGUAUUUUGUCUACAAUAGUCUGAAACUCACAAUUAUGUUACCUUUUUUUUCCCCAGGUGUUAAGAACUAACUUUAGCUUAAAUUUCUAUGUGAAAUAGAAAUGCUUGUCGACUUCAACCCCAGGAAAUCACGUUGGCUAGGAACAAGGUAUGACGGUCACUCAUUAUUUCAAACAAUAUUUACCAUAUAGUUUACUCGAUGUAGUAUAUUGGGUUUCACUGUUGUGCACUGGUUUGUCCUUGAUCACGGCUUUCAUGUGAAAAGGGGUAUAACAUGUUUGGUGAUAUCGAUGGUCAGGCCUAAAGCGGCAAGGUGGAGCCGUACGAUAACUCUUUUCAGAAGCUGGUAACACUUCCUUUCCAAUGCAAGCACAGAUUACACUUGACAAAUGCAGGUAUAUAGUUUAUGGUGCUUUAUUAAUUAUCUAUAUACUGUACACGUUGCGCAAUACACAAAACUGCUGUAUAAUACUAUAAUUGCAGCAUGGCACAAUAUUGUCUAUCUACUUGUAUUAUUAGAACACAGAGUAAUUAUUUAAAAUUUGUACAAUGAAAAUGGAAUAUUACUGAACUUGAUUAACUACGAAUACUGUAGUGUUGUUAUUGAAAGAAAUAAUGAGUAAAACCAAUAUUACACAAAUGAUGCAGCUGUACAUAAAUUAAUUAGUAGACAGACAGCUGAGUUCAUGUUGUUUGUAGUUGUUGCGUGUUAAUCCACGGUGUACAGUUAACGUGCUUAGUGCUUAGGACAAAAUCAUCUCAAACUAUUGUAUGUAUUUUUUUCCUUUGCAUCAGCUGAUCCCACGUGUGUACAGCAAUUUCAUUUCAUCAAAAUUAAAAUAUUGGUGUUUUACCACUUUUUAAUUUACCACUUUUCUGUUUUAUUUCUCUUGUUGAAAAGCGUACUGCUUUUGAUGAAUGAUAGUUAAUUAGAUUUUAUCUAUCUAUCAACAGGGUAGCAUUUUAAUGACAUCCUUAAAUCUGAUAGAAAUUUGUUUCAAUUACUGUUAUGAAAGUGUAAAGCUUGUCCACAUCCCCCCCCGAUCCCUCAACCUUUCAUGGGUUUAGAGAUGAAAUGAUAAACACAAAAGCUUGAAAAAUUCAGCAGUUUUAUUUUUAAAAAUGUCCAUUAAAAUGUGAGUUUAAACAGUCAGUGAGUUUUUCAUCUUUAUUGCAGCAAUAUAUGAAAACAAGACCUAAGUCAGAUUCAGACUUGUGGACAACCAGUAAAGUGACAUGAUGUGAUAUGAAUCUAACUGAUGACUUACAGCUAUAUCCUCUAAUGUAGUUGAUGACUUGGAAGUAAAAGCCCUUUAAGUGCUUUCAUGUUUUCAAAAAAAAAUACAGCAUAUUGAUAUUCACCAACCAGUUGCAGGAUAUUACCAAUAGGAUUGAAUAUGAAAAACUGAAUUUCAUAUUUUGAAAAUUGAAUAUCAAUAUUCAGCAUCGAGCCAUGAAUUUUUGCUGAAGAUCAGUCGUUUAGCUCAAUAUAUUAAAUACACGAAAUAGACAUUUGAAGUUUUAGAAACAUAUUUACACAGAGUUUACUUAAAAUGUUAAUGUUUUCCAGUGGAUCCAGGUUCUGUAGGAAAUAUGGAUUGAGAACAGAGGGUGAUUAUCCUUUUGUGAUGCUGCAUAUUUGUCUUGUAUUGAGCAGUGUGCUGCAUAAAAAUACAAGGAUGGUGAGAACAGUGUCAAAUAUUUGGUACCAUGCAGUGUAGCAACUCACAAGUUUUACAUUACAUAAUGUAAUAAUCAAAAUCAAUUCAGCAACUCCACGCACUGGACACUCGGAAAAAAUGAGUACAUACUUUGGUUUUACUGUUAUCUUUGUAAAUUACAUUCAUGGCCGCAAAAUAAUCUACAGCAGGACUGACCCCUACUGUACACAACAAGAAUUCAGAUGUAUUACUGCAACACUGCACUGAGACGUUUUUAUCCUGUUGUACAAUUUCAUUCUUUCAUUUUACCUGAAACUUUACUAAUGUUUUCAGCUUCUUCCAGACUCUGUGACCUUCCCUGUUCUGUGAUUGAGUCAUAAUGUUUGUGUUUCACUGGAAUAAAUGUUUACCACGCG